Drosophila bipectinata is the source of this 2704-nucleotide messenger RNA. RefSeq names its product sprouty signaling antagonist (gene sty). Lineage: Eukaryota; Metazoa; Arthropoda; Insecta; Diptera; Drosophilidae. Gene Ontology annotation, biological process: negative regulation of fibroblast growth factor receptor signaling pathway; animal organ development; multicellular organism development. The record is from RefSeq and is a predicted model, not a curated record. Gene Ontology annotation, cellular component: cytosol; membrane.
UUUUUAAUAAAUGCUAAAUAAAUACACACACACAGACGAGCAUAUAUGUAUAUAUACCCGAUAUAUAUAUGCCUGUAUAUGCCGUCGAGCCGCGAUCGCGAGUAAGAUAGCAAGAAAAUCGAGAAAAGAAAAUCCUGAGACCGCAAACCACUAAAAGAAUAAAAUUAUAAACCAAAUCCGAACCAGACGAAGUGCCCCAAAAAUCAAUAACAAACCAGUUCAACCUCCCCUUUGGAUUAAAAAAAAACAUAUAUCUUUUGGAUACAAACAGAACCAGAAGGAUUAUACAACCGCACCACCAGCAUAUAUGGUGAAUAAUAGCGGAAUUUGUUUCACGGAUUGCUUUUGAAACUCAAUAAGGCAAUCGAGUAGAGUCUCUGAUCCUGCGGCCAGACUGCAAAAGGAUGAAGGCACAUCGAGCUGAAUCCGGGCGCAGUGAUUAUCAUAGAAGGCAUUGAGAAGCCGCCAGGAGACCCACGGAGAUCUCGAGGUGGAGGAGCGGAGCGGAGGCGGAGGAGGAGAGGAGCGGAGUGCAGCUGGGGGAGAAUUGGUUACAACACUACAUGGAUCGCAGAAAUGGCGGCGAUCCCUUGGCGCCACCCCGGCCCCCGAAAUUGUUACCCCGUGUGCAUCGACCAAGGGCGCCGGAGCCGACGUUGAGCGGUGCCGACUUAGUAGCAACACCAGCAACACUAGCAACAGCAACAGCAACAGCAACAGCCACACACAACAACAAUUCACAGCAGCAACUUAGUAUUAACCCGAUCAGCAACAACAACAUUAACAAUAACAUCAGCAACAGCAACAACAACAAUAAUACAAUAUCGAUAAUACCCGCAUCGGCAACGGACUUCGACGACUAUCAGAUCCAUCACCUGACCUUCCUGCCCCAGAGACCGAGCAGCCUGAGCCGGAACAGCAGCACCGCUUCCGCCUCGACGACGGCAACGAACUCCGGAUCGGGUUCGGGCUCUGUGACGGGAUCCUCGUCCAGUUUCACGCGUCGGAGACCGCCGGCACCGGCGCCUGUUGCCACUGUAGCGGUGCCACUGAGUGGCACAAUCCACAGCCACAACAACAACAAUAACAACAACACCAUCAACUUCCUUAGUCAUUUCCAAAGCGCCGACCCAGCAGCGGUGAUCAGUAGCAGUAGCAAUAGUAAUAGCAACAGCAACACCACUACCGCUGUCCAGGGCCACCAGCCCCCCGCCUCCCCCGUCACGCUGGCGCAACCGCGACCCGAGUCCGAAAGGCUAACCAACGAGUAUGUGGACACGCCGCUGCAACAUGCGACGCGCUCCCAACACCCGGCUGGCCAGCAGGAUAAUGGCCAGACAACGACCCACCAUCUGUUGCUGUUGCCGCAACGCCAGCAGCACCACCAUCACCUGCAUCCACACCACCACCAGCACCAGCAUCAGCAUCAACACCACCAUCCCCGACUGGCGGCGACGCAGAUGCAGGGGAUGCCCCACAACAUCGCGAUACCCAUACCAGGAGCUGGCAGCGAUCACACCGACGGCUUACUACAUUCGCACCUGCAACAGCAGCAACAUGCCACCAGCAAGUUGCCCACAGCAGCAUCAGCACUACCCGCCUCGAAGCAACUGCAACAGCAGCAACCUGCGAUCAUUACCAAGCAGCCGGGACCCGCCAGCAAGGAGCACAUGCACGCCCUGGAGGAGCUGCUCCAGCAGCAGCCCGGCGGAGUGGCCGGCAACGCGAUCGUAAUGGGCGGCGACCCCGCCCUCCUCAACCCGAUCGUGUGCCCGCGGUGCGGCAGGUGUCGGUGCGAGCAGUGCCAGAGCCCCAGGCCGCUGCCACAGACGUGGGUGUGCAACAAGACCUGCCUGUGCAGCGCCGAAUCCGUAAUCGAUUACGCCUCCUGCCUGUGCUGUGCCAAGGCCCUGUUCUACCACUGUGCCCGGGACAACGACCUGGACUGCGACGACGGCAACGGCACGCCCUGCGUGGACAAUCCCUGCUCGUGCGGCCCCUACAAGCGCACCCAGAGAUGGGGCUGGCUGGGGGCACUGUCCAUCUUCCUGCCCUGCCUGUGGUUCUACUGGCCCAUGAGGGGUUGCAUGAAGCUGUGCGAGAAGUGCUACGGCCGGUUCGCCGGACGCGGCUGCCGCUGCCAGGGCGUGGCGGGCAUCGGAUCCACCAGCAGCAUGCUCCCGAUCGUGCCGGUCGGCGUGAACGGGUCGGGAAAUGGCGGCGUCAUGCCACCGGGAGCUGGCAAUCCCGGGGCGGGCCUAGCGGCUCUCAGCCAGGCCAAUGGCAAGGCCAUCGACCAUGGCUGCAGUGCGGCCAGUCGCAUCCUGCGCAAAGGAGACCUCACGCCGGAGAAGCGCCUCCUGGACUCCAGUCCCGACUACUAGGUGGGCGGUUUUUCCGCUUGGAAAAAUCUGAGCCACCAGUGGGUGGGGGGAUGGAUGGAUGGGAGGGAGGAGGAAACACAUACCCAUAUAUACUGUAUACACUUGAAGAAAAUAUUUAAUAUAUGAUUUAAAAAGGAGGAUAUGAUAUAAAAGAAGGAAAAAAAGAGGAAAGAAAAAUUAAAUAACCAAAGACUGCAAACAGAUAAUUAUUAAUUAUUAGAAAUGUUAUUUAAAAAAUAAUUUUUGCUUAAUUAAAAAGAGAUAGAAAGAGAGAGAGAGAGAGAGAAGUGGGGCGAGAAAACGAUACGAGCGAUUAGGAA